AACAAGAGCUUGUUCUCCAGUCUUCAGACGGCCCCUGCUGUGAACUCAAUCAGAGCUGGAGUCCAGCCAAACCCAAACACUGCAGAGCUGCUCCGAGAGGAUGUGCGUAUGUAGUCCUGAGAGCUUUAUCAGGGUGCACUCACAACACAUUCCUGGUGAAUACCAUGAAGCCCAAGUCUCUCUGUGUCCCGCGGCUUGGCCUCUUUGAGGACGUUAGCGGCAGAUACAGGCGGCAGGUCGAUACCGGAGCACCGGAGCAGAGCCUCGAACAGCCGGCGGAGAAGAGGCCCAGAGCUCUGCACUUCACUGUGCUGCAGGAGAGAUCCCCAUACGAGCCCUUAGUGGAAAAUGACAGCCAACACAAACUAAAGGAGGAAAAGAAAGCAAAAAAGAAAGAAAAGUAUAAAAAAUACAGAAAGAACGUAGGAAAGGCUCUUCGCUACAGUUGGAAAUGUCUGAUGUUGGGUCUGCAGAACUUCACUGUGGGAUACUCCACCCCUCUCUCUGCUGCUGCCACAAUUGUUCCAGAUUUCCACCCGGGAGGAGCCUGGGGUUGAGAGAAUCUGCGACCAGCAUUUGUACUUUACUGUCAGAACCCAAAAUCUUCUUAUAUGGAGCAGAUAAUGUUGCACAUCCAGCUGCUGAUUAACAAAUGGACCAUAUUCUGCCCUGGACAGCUCAACCUCUCAUGCUGUAAAUUGUUGUGAAUAUCUGAUUUUUGGAUUUGUGAUAAAGUGGAGGUUGACACAUUGCUAUUGAGAUCUACAGCUAUGCUGUAUAACGUUUUAUACUUAGUUCUAUCUGUGUAUAUUUUGCUAUAAUGAAAUAUUCUUGUAAUAGGCAACUAACAUUUUUACCGAAUCUGUAAUUAUUUUAUGCAUAUAUGCUGGAAGUUGCAAGUGAUGGUCGCCUGAUUUCAUUCCAAAUAUUUUAUUUGCAACUCACUGUAUAGAUGUCAUUUUAACAUAGGUGAAAGUGAUUUCUCUUUAAAAGGAACAUAUGCUCUGUAAAGGGAGUUUAAUGAGCUCUGCAAUGAAAUGUUUUAUUUGUUUACAUUCAUUUCAUGGACAAAAAAGAGGAUUUGCUUGAGAGGAAAUUGAAUGUUCUUAGAGAAGGAAGUAAGAGUAAGUGUUUUCAAACUGUAAUUGGGCAAGAGCUUUAAAAACAAAGGAAGGGAUUAUGAGGAGCCACAACAGGAAAAGACAAUCUGGCACCGGACAGAGAAACGGAUGAGCCAUGACUUGUUUAAUAGGGUUAGUGAAACUGAGUGUCUUUCAUGCUUGUAACACCUGCUUAAAAUGAAUUCCAAGAAAUGUAAUUGAAAAAAUAAGAUAAAAUAAAAAUUAAGAGUUGCACUGUU
This is a messenger RNA of Megalobrama amblycephala (Wuchang bream), 1360 nucleotides long. RefSeq lists its product as uncharacterized. The record is from RefSeq and is a predicted model, not a curated record. NCBI's taxonomy places the organism in Eukaryota, Metazoa, Chordata, Actinopteri, Cypriniformes, Xenocyprididae. The transcript has 2 exons. The coding region runs from base 165 to 557 and encodes 130 amino acids.